AUGGUUGAGUUGCGACGAGACAAACUUAUUCAAUUUGAAGAUGGCUUGCUACUAGUAGUUGAUGAGGCUGCUAUAUAUAGGCAGGUGUUAGGUGAAGGAAAAUACGGUUGGUUACGAGGUUUAGGUCCUACACCUGGAAAAAAGAUCUCAGUGGAAUUAUCAUCCAAACAUAAAGAGAUUGAAGAAGAACGUUUGGACAAAUUAGAGAAAAUCAUUGAAGAUCUAAGGAAGGAUCAAGAUAAUAAUGUUGCAAGAAUCGUUCAAGAGAAUAUGAAAAUAUUCUAUGAAUCACAACAAGGAAGAUUAUUAGAGGAACGAUCAUCAGAGUCACCAAUCAGAAUUCCAUCAAUGGAUAAACAAAAUAGUUUUUUCACGCAACUGGAGCCAAGUAAAGAAAAAGAUCAACCCUCAUCUUCACAAAAACCCACUAAAUCGUCCUCAAAUUUAGAAGAAGUGCGAGAUUCUCCAAUUAAAUUUGAGAUUCCUAAGGACACUCCAAAGGGUGUAAAAGCUGCAUUACUAGCUGUUCGAUUUAUAAAAGCUUCACACACUUUUUCCAUGGUCAUGGACCCAGAAAUUUUGGAUAAUGAUGAAUAUUUACAUAUUUCACCUAUUGAUGUAAUUCAUCUAGGCACUAUGAAACGGAUUGGAGCUGCUUGCAUAGUAUUUUACAUUAGGAUCUUACAUGAAAAGUUGGUGAAGGCAAAUCGAGCACAAUAUUUUCGUUUCUUUCAUCCAAUUUUAGCUUUGGAUUCAUGUCAAGCACAAAAUGCAAUGACAAUGGCAGAUCGCAUGGAAGGAACAGAAGCAGGACAAUUUUGGUUGCUUUCUGUUAAUACUGGAGACCAUUGGAUGCUAGCAAUUAUUGAUGUAUUGCGUGAAACAUGUUAUUGGCUUGACUCAAUUGGAUUACCCCCGCCUAAUAAAAUUAAAUCUCUAAUGGCAAUGACUUUUGAUUACUACAAUGCUUCCAGUAAUAGGCAGCCAAAAAAGUCUGGCAUUACAUGGAAAUCUAUAAAAUGUCCUCAACAAAUAUCGGAUUUUGAGUGUGGAUAUUAUGUAAUGAGAUACAUGCGUGAAUUUUGCAUGAAUUCUAGACCUAUCAAUUGGCUAACCACUCAAUGGAAUGAGAAAAAAACUUAUACAAAACAAGAAAUUGAUGAAAUUCGUUUGGAGUGGGCUGACCAAUUUUUAGAAGAAAUUACAGAAGAUGGAGUGCUUUAA
Molecule: messenger RNA, 1224 nt
Organism: Cannabis sativa
Lineage: Eukaryota; Viridiplantae; Streptophyta; Magnoliopsida; Rosales; Cannabaceae
Exons: 7
Coding region: 1-1224 (407 amino acids)
Biological process (GO): proteolysis
Molecular function (GO): deNEDDylase activity; cysteine-type peptidase activity
Source: RefSeq, a predicted model, not a curated record